GGGGUGGAGAGAGAGAGUGAGAGUGUGCACGCUCGGGCGAUCAGUGGUAGUACUGCCUGGUUUAAGAUAAGGGAGGAGCUGUAGACCACAGACAAUCUGAGAUACAAACACAGUAUCUCAUCUCUGUAUAUAUAAUUGAUGAACUUUUGCUUCACUAGCUCGGUUCGGGGUGCCCAAGUGCGCGUGUUGCCUUUGAAGGAUAUGUUCCCAGUCACUGUUAGAAACCGGAGGAGUGUGUAUCUCGGCUCAGCUCCCUUCUGCAGGGGCUAGCCUGAGCGCCUGUACCACCUCUCGCUGUCUGCCCGACUUCGGUUCCUCAACUUUGGGGUGCCAGGCUAAGGGAGCCCCGGCAACUCGCAAGAGAAUGCCGGUCAGGAAGGGACUGCUGGCUCCUCAGAACACUUUCCUGGAUACCAUCGCCACCCGCUUUGAUGGCACCCACAGUAACUUCGUUCUGGGCAAUGCUCAGGUCCAGUCUCUCUACCCCAUCGUGUACUGUUCGGACGGCUUCUGUGAGCUGACUGGCUAUGCGAGGGCGGAGCUCAUGCAGAAAUGCUGCGCGUGUCACUUCCUCUACGGGCCAGAGACCAGUGACAAGCUGAUCGCACAGAUCCAGAACGCACUAGAUGAGCGCAGAGAGUUCAAGACAGAACUGGUGUUCUACAAGAAGACAGGAACCCAGUUCUGGUGCUUGCUGGACAUCGUCCCUAUUAAGAAUGAGAAGAGCGAGGUGGUCCUGUUCCUGGCCUCUCACAAGGACAUCACCGACACCAAGAAACGCCUGGCAAGUGGGAACAGCUGUGACACUGGCGACGAGGAGGGUCAGGAAGUGUACAGAGACACGCGCCCCCCCGGGUUCAAUGCCAACCGCCGGCGCAGCCGAGCCGUUCUGUACCACCUGUCAGGGCAUCUACAGAAACAGGAGAAGGGCAAGCUCAAGCUCAACAACAAUGUGUUUGGAGAGAAGCCCCCUGUCCCAGAGUACAAGGUUGCAGCCAUUCAGAAGUCACGCUUCAUCCUGCUGCACUAUGGCACCUUCAAGGCGGGCUGGGAUUGGCUGAUCCUGCUGGCCACCUUUUACGUGGCGGUGACCGUGCCCUUUAACGUGUGCAUCAGCGUGGUGGGAGGGCGGGAUGACUGGAGCUCCGCUUCUCGCAGCCCCCCCAGCGUCAGCGACAUCCUGGUGGAGAUCCUGUUCAUGCUGGAUAUCCUGCUGAACUUCCGGACGACCUACGUGAGCAAGUCAGGCCAGGUGGUGUACGACCCACGCUCCAUCUGCGUUCACUACGCCACCACCUGGCUCUUCGUGGACCUGAUAGCAGCGCUGCCCUUCGACCUGCUCUACGCCUUCAACAUCAGCGUGUAUUUUGGGGUUCACCUCUUGAAGACGGUGCGUUUGCUGCGUCUCCUGCGUCUCCUGCAGAAGCUGGAGCGGUACUCUCAGUACAGCUCCGUGGUGCUCACUCUGCUCAUGCUCAUGUUCGCGCUGCUCGCUCACUGGAUGGCCUGCAUCUGGUUCUUCAUCGGCCAGAAAGAGCUCGACCUGCACAAGCCAGGCACAUGGGACAUCGGCUGGCUCCACGAGCUGGGAAAGCGCUUGGGCUCCCCUUACGUCCUGACCCCGCUUCUCAGAGCUCCUGAUUCUGGGAAUGUGACGGUGCUCGGAGGAGCCCCGCAGAACUCUAGCCAAUGGAAUGUGUCGGGGGGGGAGCUGCUGGGCGGAGCGUCCCUGAACUCCAGCCAAGGGAGUGAGUCGGCUGCAGAGCUGACGGGAGGGCCCUCUGUUCGCAGCUCCUACGUGACAUCACUGUACUUCGCUCUGAGCAGCCUGACCAGCGUGGGCUUCGGGAACGUGUCUGCAAACACAGACGCAGAGAAGAUCUUCUCAAUCUGCACCAUGCUCAUUGGAGCUCUGAUGCACGCGGUAGUGUUUGGUAAUGUGACGGCGAUUAUCCAGCGCAUGUACUCACGGCGCUCGCUCUACCACACGCGCACCAAGGACCUGAAGGACUUCAUCCGCGUGCACCGCAUCCCCAAGCAGUUGAAGCAGCGAAUGCUGGAGUGCUUCCAGACCACCUGGUCCGUCAACAACGGCAUUGACGUCAAUGAGCUGCUGAAGGAUUUCCCAGACGAGCUCCGUGCUGACAUCGCCAUGCACCUGAACAAGGAGGUCCUGCAGCUGCCCUUGUUUGAGUCGGCAAGUCACGGCUGCCUGCGCUCCCUGUCUCUCAUCAUCAAGACCUCGUUCUGUGCACCGGGGGAGUUCCUGAUCCGCCAGGGCGACGCACUACAGGCCAUCUACUUCGUGUGCUCAGGGUCCAUGGAGGUGCUCAAGGACAACACUGUGCUCGCCAUCCUGGGGAAGGGAGAUCUCAUUGGCUCUGACUUCCUGACGAAGGAACAGGUGAUCAAGACAAAUGCCAAUGUGAAGGCGCUGACCUACUGUGACCUGCAGUACCUCAACCUGAAAGGCCUGCGUGAGGUGCUGCGGCUCUACCCAGAAUACGCCCAGAAAUUCAUAACAGAGAUACACCACGACCUGACCUACAACCUGAGAGAGGGCAGCAACACAGAUGUGGAGAGUGAGGUGAACGGGGGUCUGAUGAAGAAGCUGCCCUCUAUUCUGGAGGAUGAGGAGUGUGAGGAUGACGAGCACUCAGCCCUCUCCCGCGCCCCUCGCUCUCCUCUCAGACUGAGCCGGGCGCUCAACUCCCCCCUGCUGCCCCCCCGCCCCUUCCGCAUGCCCCCUGAGAGCAACAAGCCCUCCAAGCUGCAGAUCCCAGCCGUCAGCUUCAGCAUCCCGCCAGAGCUCAGCCCCAGGUUUGUCGACGGCACUGAGACGAACAGCAAUGUUGCUUUUGGGCAGAAAUUUGAGUUUAACUCAGACAUGAUACUGGGCAUUAACUCCACCCCCCCGACCCCUACCCCAGGAAACAGUGACGAGAGCAGACAGAGCAUCAACAAGCUGAACCAGGAGAUCUGUGGUCUCUCCCAGCAGGUGACCCAGCUGAGCCGUGACCUGCAGGAAAUGAUGCAGCUGCUGAAGCCCCACCUCCUGAUCCCCAGCCCCCCCUACAGCAGCUCCCUGCCCGCUCCCUGCCUCUAUCCCAGCAGUGUGCAGCCUGGCCCCUGGUCAACCACUUCCUCUCGUCUGGUCUCUGGAGGGGCUGAACACAGCAUCCACACCUCCCUGUCUCUGGACUCCUUCCUGCCUCCUAUCGGGAAGGGGCUCCCCACUCACCCCUCCACAGACUCUCUGAGGAUCCAGGCAGGGGACCUCCUGGGGGGGCUGCUCCUCUCCUCGCCAGCCAAUGGGGCCAGCCCCCUAGAACUGUUCCAGAGGGGGACGCAGAGGCCAGGGCAAACCCAGACUGACUGCAUCCAGUUCAUUGAUGAAGAGGGGACCACUCUGUAAAGACUAGAGACAAGACUAAAGAGACCACGCUCAUGCAGACAGACACAUACAUUGAAGAUGCUGCUGCUGUUUCUGCCAGUGCUGCCCUCCACAUUCUCAUCUCCAGUUUCUUCACUUUUUCUAUCCUCCGAUGCAGGACAGCUCACAGGCAGGCUGUAGACAGGCAGUCAGUGAGACAGGCAGACAUGCAGCCUCACAACAAGGGGGACAGGGGGUUUUGAAUUAGAGCACCCCCUCCAAACCACUCCCUUACAACACCUCCAAAUAAAAAUGGAUUAAAACAAAACCACAAGUGGGAGACUCCAGUGCAAUGUAGUAGUGAACAAGUGUCGCUGGCACUGCCAUCACAAAUACUCUAUUGAUGCCCAUCAGCUUGAAAUCCAAGCCUCUUGUACUGAAGCUUGCUAUAGCAGCCCUGAUGUAGCGGUGAGGGGAGCAGCUGGUCUCUGGGCCCUGGCUGUCUGUUCAGUGGUGUCACUCUGGAGGAGGCAGGGGGUCAGCACCCUCCUCUCCCUUUGCUUCUGACAGAAGGGGCAGGAAACUUCUGAAUUUUGCUGAUUAAUAGGGGAGAGGUGGCAAUUGUUUGGUUUUUUAUACAUUCACUUACCUGUAUUUAUCUUAUUUAUUUGCAUGAAGUGAGAUGAUGAAAGGGAUUUGUGAAAGGGCCGUGGGAACAGUGCAGCACUAAGACACACCUGCAUGCACACAAACACACCAGCCCGUGAUCGUGCUGAAUCGCUGCCAACCCUGCAUUGCCACGGCCAGCGGAACACAGGCAGGAUGAGAGGUUAUUUUUCUACCUUUGUUACUAAAACAGAAAAGCUUUAUUAUUUAUUAUUGAUGUUUGUAAAACAGUUUUUGCUCUGUGUUUUGCCGCCUUGUUGUUGGAGCAUGACUGGAGUCCGGAUCUGUCUUUCUGUGUUUUUAAUGCCUGCUAGCUGAGCCCCGUGGCAGCUGUGUUGGCCUCUUCAGGAGAGCCUGUGGUCAGCAGGAGCCGAGGAAGGUUUCUGUAACGAAUUGCCUUGGAAGUUGGGCUCAAACUGGUUUAAUACUGAUCCUCAAAGCAAACCACCCCCUGCUCUUCCCUUCAGUGGCAGGGUUGCAAGUGCGGAAUCCUGGGAGGGUGUUCCGUUCCACUCCUGCUGUAGGAAAGCUGAGCUGCAGGACUCCUGUCCCUGAGGUCUUACUUUUGAUCAGACAAUGAAAGUUCCUAAAAGUUUCAAACCUAGCAAAAAAAAAUAUAUAUAUUUUAAAAAUCAUAAAACAGGAUGCAACCAUUUCAAUGGGAUGCAGUGUUACACAUUGAUUGGACUCUUUCCCCAUCAGUUUUAUACCACGUGCUUUUUUUGCAGUAAAAACAAAAUCAGGUCAAACCGAAUAAGAGUUGACCUCAUCAUCUUAACAGCAACAUGCACCUCUUGUUCCGGUUGUGUGCCAGAGAUAAAGCUUCAGCUGCCCAGCCAUUCGUGCCUUCCCUGUGAUGUACCAAAUGUGUUCAGUCCUUUUUAUUGGACGACGGUUUUUACUGUGCCUAAAGUGAGUUGCAGGGUGCAUGUUUCAGUGUUCUGGGCGGUUGCAAUUCCUUUAUGCAAUCAUAUGCACUUCACUGUCAUAUCGUCCCACACGUUUAUUUUACUGUGAAGAGCGGGUCCUGAAAUGUGCUUGUUUAAAAGAUAACAGAGCCCACUGUCCCAAUCUAAAUGCACCAGCAGCCGAUGUAGAGGGUGCUCCGAGUCACAGAGUCCUAUAUUCAUCAGGCCGGCGUGACUGCAUGUGUUCGAACCUUCCUGAGGGGUGCGGAUCAAGCUGCUGGCUGCUGUGACCUUCCUUCUGAUUAAAAUGAAGCAGCUUACUUCAGGUGAAAAGACAGGUCCAGUGUAAGUGGUGGCCCUUAACAUGGUGAUGGUGUGAAGUUCUAAUGCACAAUUUGUCUUUGUCUCAAAUGGCUGGUUUCACAGACUACAAAUACCACUAAUCUUGGACUACCUUGCUAGGUAAUGUUGGAUAUUCCCGGAUUAGCGCUAAUCAAGAUGUGUGAAACCAGCCAGAGUCUAACCCUACCACUACCGGCAACAUUAUAACCACACAAGACUGAUUACAUGAUCAAACAGUAAUUAACAAAUUGAAGCACACCCACCUUUGAAAAUCAGAUGAUUCACGAGAAAGCGCGUAACAAAUUCAGACUAGUCUGCUAUUGUAACUGUUCCAGCUUCCCACUCAUAUACUCAUUAGGGCUGCUGCGAUUAAAUCGAAAAUCGAUUUUUCAAUCAAUUCCAUUCCUCAUUACAUAUAUAGAGAAAAAUACUGGAUAAUCAAUUCAAUAAUUACAUUUUUGUAAUGCGCAUAGUUAAUAACAUUUAAGUUUAUCAGUGAAACUGCGCCGAACGUCCUGCCUUGCUAGUUACAGUAUUUCUGCCAGACAAGCAGUGGGCGUGCUCUUCUCCUCCUGCUCGUGUUAUCUCAUUUGCUGGUCCCAUCCUGACUACCAGCGAAUCAGUUUUGAAAAUGCUUUGCAAGUAUGUGCCCCUCUGUGUAUUCGAAGUAAACAAAAAACACACCCCCUUGGAUCCACAGCAGGAUGACAAACGUAUUCCUGGCUAACACGUAAAUAAAUUGAGCACACUGAAGAAACUGACUGUAUAUAGCUGCGCUUCUUUGGAGUUUGAAAAUGAACUGUAUGUUUACCUUUUUUUUUUUAUGAUGUAGGGUUUCCUGAUUGAUGACCACAUCUAGUCGUGUAAGUACAGCUGAUAGCACAUGUUUAUGCUGGUACUCCUACAGUACCAUGCGCAAAGCUGUAUUACAGUUAAUUACCCCUCGCAUUCCACUGUCAUGCACAAGCUUUACUGAACAGCAGUGAUAUUAAAAUAAUCACGUAGGUGGGGGGGGGGGGGGAUAUUUUUGUGGGCGGUACAGUCAUCAAUAUUUUUUCAAACUACAUUUUCUGUGCCCAAUUAAUCGAUUGCUAUUUGGAAUACUGUUUCAAAUAGGAAGGAUGUAAUCUGGAAUAGGAAGAAAAUACAAUUUCUACAAAAAUAUAACUGCCCAAUCAAUGAGUAACACUUCAACUCUGCACAAACCAUCUACUGUCUGGUUAACAGCCCCUGAAGAGCACUUCUCUUGGACUUCCUACUGUUGCCUUAGGUAAGCUAGUCCAAGCUUAGCUCCUAAUCAGGGUGAAGGAUCUGAAUACCCUUAUGAAAACAGGAGGCAGAAGAAUGUAUGUGAACCCUAACCCACUGUCACAGGGCAUGACCUGGGUGCACAGUGCUACUGGAGUGAACCAGCCCGGGACUCCUCAAGACACAUCCCAAUCAGAGACGAUGCAUAUCCCCACUCACCCAUCCCAAUCCCACAGGUAUCCUGAUAUUCACACAAUGAGCAGCUACACUGGCCUCCUGACUGGACUGCUGGAGCCGUACAGACCCGGUCUACUGCAUGAGGCAUGUGCCUGCUUUUCUGUGGGGGGGUGGGUGUAUUUUAU
Molecule: messenger RNA, 6899 nt
Organism: Polyodon spathula (Mississippi paddlefish)
Lineage: Eukaryota; Metazoa; Chordata; Actinopteri; Acipenseriformes; Polyodontidae
Product: potassium voltage-gated channel subfamily H member 8-like
Exons: 15
Coding region: 365-3415 (1016 amino acids)
Biological process (GO): regulation of membrane potential; potassium ion transmembrane transport
Cellular component (GO): membrane
Molecular function (GO): voltage-gated potassium channel activity
Source: RefSeq, a predicted model, not a curated record